Messenger RNA from Procambarus clarkii (red swamp crayfish), 1059 nucleotides. RefSeq lists its product as uncharacterized. Lineage: Eukaryota; Metazoa; Arthropoda; Malacostraca; Decapoda; Cambaridae. The record is from RefSeq and is a predicted model, not a curated record.
AUGAUUAAACUGGAUGGCAACUCAAGGGGAGCUUUCAAGCCGUUGGAAAAGCUGAUGUCAAACAGUGCCAGUGGAAUUGUACCCCGGGUGGGACGGUACCUCGGUGGGACGGUGCCCGGGUGGGACGGUACCCAGGUCUCUGGUGGCACUGGGGCGCUGUUAGCCCAGGUCUCUGGUGGCACUGGGGCGCUGUUAGUCCAGGUCUCUGGUGGCACUGGGGCGCUGUUAGCCCAGGUCUCUGGUGGCACUGGGGCGCUGUUAGCCCAGGUCUCUGGUGGCACUGGGGCGCUGUUAGUCCAGGUCUCUGGUGGCACUGGGGCGCUGUUAGCCCAGGUCUCUGGUGGCACUGGGGCGCUGUUAGCGCAGGUCUCUGGUGGCAAUGGGGCGCUGUUAGUCCAGGUCUCUGGUGGCACUGGGGCGCUGUUUGCCCAGGUCUCUGGUGGCACUGGGGCGUUGUUUGCCCAGGUCUCUGGUGGCACUGGGGCGUUGUUUGCCCAGGUCUCUGGUGGCACUGGGGCGUUGUUUGCCCAGGUCUCUGGUGGCACUGGGGCGCUGUGUGCCCAGGUCUCUGGUGGCACUGGGGCGCUGUUUGCCCAGGUCUCUGGUGGCACUGGGGCGCUGUGUGCCCAGGUCUCUGGUGGCACUGGGGCGCUGUGUGCCCAGGUCUCUGGUGGCACUGGGGCGCUGUUAGCCCAGGUCUCUGGUGGCACUGGGGCGCUGUUUGCCCAGGUCUCUGGUGGCACUGGGGCGCUGUGUGCCCAGGUCUCUGGUGGCACUGGGGCGCUGUGUGCCCAGGUCUCUGGUGGCACUGGGGCGCUGUUAGCCCAGGUCUCUGGUGGCACUGGGGCGCUGUGUGCCCAGGUCUCUGGUGGCACUGGGGCGCUGUGUGCCCAGGUCUCUGGUGGCACUGGGGCGCUGUUAGCCCAGGUCUCUGGUGGCACUGGGGCGCUGUUUGCCCAGGUCUCUGGUGGCACUGGGGCGCUGUUAGCCCAGGUCUCUGGUGGCACUGGGGCGCUGUUAGCCCAGGUCUCUGGUGGCACUGGGGUGCUGUGUGCCUAG